This is a messenger RNA of Colius striatus (speckled mousebird), 2623 nucleotides long. It is a transcript of the gene MARK2, whose product is annotated as microtubule affinity regulating kinase 2. Gene Ontology annotation, cellular component: cytoplasm. Gene Ontology annotation, biological process: microtubule cytoskeleton organization; intracellular signal transduction; protein phosphorylation. The record is from RefSeq and is a predicted model, not a curated record. Gene Ontology annotation, molecular function: ATP binding; protein serine/threonine kinase activity; tau-protein kinase activity. NCBI's taxonomy places the organism in Eukaryota, Metazoa, Chordata, Aves, Coliiformes, Coliidae.
CGGCGCCGCGGCGGAAAUGGCCGAGGGCCGGCGGCUGCCGCCAUGUUGGGAGCCGCUGGGCGCUGAGGCGGCGCGAGCGUGAGGCGGCCGCGCCGGGGGGGGAAUCGCCGCCCGUUCCCCCUCUUCCCUCCCCCCUUCCCUUCCUCCCCCUCUUCCUCCUCACCCGACCCCCCCUCCCCUCCCUCCCCUCCCUCCCCCCAUGCCGCUGGCUUGGCCCCCUCCCGCUCCGUGAGCUCGGUCCGGAGCUUCCUCCUUCUCCCCCCCCAAACCCGCUUCUCCCCUCACACCCCGCCCGCUGCCGCUUCCCCCCCCUAUCGCGAUAGUCGCCGGGGGGGGGGGCGCGCGGCCAUGUCGAGCAGCGGUCGCAGCCCUUUGCCGACCGUUAACGAGAGAGAGACGGAGCAGGCCGCGGGGAAGGGCGGCAGCAUGCUGCGGGGCCGCGGCGCCGGCGCCGAGGAGCAGCCCCACGUCGGCAACUACCGGCUGCUCAAAACCAUCGGCAAGGGCAACUUCGCCAAGGUCAAGCUGGCACGGCACGUGCUCACCGGCAAGGAGGUCGCCGUGAAGAUCAUUGACAAGACCCAGCUCAACUCCUCCAGCCUGCAGAAGCUCUUCCGAGAAGUGCGAAUAAUGAAGGUCCUGAACCACCCCAACAUAGUGAAGCUGUUUGAGGUGAUCGAGACGGAGAAGACGCUGUACCUGGUGAUGGAGUACGCCAGCGGGGGUGAGGUGUUUGAUUACCUGGUGGCCCACGGCCGCAUGAAGGAGAAGGAAGCUCGGGCCAAGUUCCGCCAGAUAGUGUCGGCCGUGCAGUACUGCCACCAGAAGUUCAUUGUGCACAGGGACCUGAAGGCCGAGAACCUGCUGCUGGACGCCGACAUGAACAUCAAAAUCGCCGACUUUGGCUUCAGCAACGAGUUCACGUUUGGGAACAAGCUGGACACGUUCUGCGGCUCCCCCCCGUAUGCUGCCCCCGAGCUCUUCCAGGGCAAGAAGUACGACGGGCCUGAGGUGGAUGUGUGGAGCCUGGGGGUCAUCCUCUACACCCUGGUCAGCGGCUCCCUGCCCUUCGAUGGGCAGAACCUCAAGGAGCUGCGGGAGCGGGUGCUGAGGGGCAAGUACCGAAUCCCCUUCUACAUGUCGACCGACUGCGAGAACCUGCUCAAGAAGUUCCUCAUCCUCAACCCCACCAAGAGGGGGACCCUGGAGCAAAUCAUGAAGGAUCGCUGGAUGAACGUGGGGCACGAGGACGACGAGCUCAAGCCCUACAUGGAGCCUGUGCCCGACUACAAGGACCCCCGGAGGACAGAGCUGAUGGUGUCCAUGGGGUACACGAGGGAGGAGAUCCAGGAGUCGCUGGUGGGGCAGAAGUACAACGAGGUGAUGGCCACGUACCUGCUGCUGGACCACAGGAGCUCGGAGCUGGAGGACAGCCUGGCUCUGAAGCCCAGACCCCCCCAGGACGUUGCCAACAGCUCGGGCCCCUCCCCAGCACACAAAGUGCAGCGCAGUGUGUCGGCCAACCCCAAACGCCGCGUCAGCGACCAGGCUGGUCUCUCCAUCCCCACCUCUGCCUCCUACUCCAAGAAGACUCAGGCAGCCAACGCUGAGAACAAGCGGGGGGGGGCCCAGGGCCCGGGGGGGCAGCGGAGGAGGACGGGGGGGCGUCGGGCUGGCAGCACGGCCAAGGUGCCCCCCAGCCCCCUGCCCAGCCUGGACAGAGCCAAGGGCACCCCCUCCCCCUCCACGAACAGCGUCCUGUCCACGGGCACCGCGCGCAGCCGCAACUCGCCGCUGCUGGAACGCGCCAGCCUGGGCCAGGGCUCGCUGCAGAACGGCAAGGACAGCGCCGCCCCUGGGCGCGUGCCGUCGGCGUCGCCGUCAGCGCACAACGUGAGCCAGGGCCCCGGCAGCUUCCCGCGGGGGGUGGCCACGCGCAGCACGUUCCACGCGGGGCAGCUGCGGCCGGCACAGCCCCCGGGGCCCCCCCUGGCCUACGGGCUGCCCCCCGCCCUGCCGCCCCCCGCCUCGCCCUCGGGCGCCAGCCAGGGCCGGCGCGGCCCCUCGGGCAGCCUCUUCAGCAAGUUCACCUCCAAGUUCGUGCGCAGAAAUCUGUCUUUCAGGUUUGCCAGAAGGAACCCGCACGAGCCCGAGAGCAAAGAGCGAGUGGAGACGCUCAGAGCCGCCGUGCCGGGGGACAAGGAGGCGCGGGAGCCGUGCGGGCGCGAGGCCAAGCCGCGCUCGCUGCGCUUCACCUGGAGCAUGAAGACGACGAGUUCCCUGGAGCCCGGCGAGAUGCUGCGAGAGAUCCGCAAGGUCCUGGACGCCAACAGCUGCCGCUGCGAGCCCCAGGAGCGCUUCGUGCUGCUCUGCGCCCACGGCGCCCCCGGCCACGACUCCUUCGUGCAGUGGGAGAUGGAGGUUUGCAAACUGCCGCGCCUGUCCCUCAACGGCGUCCGCUUCAAGCGCAUCGCCGGCACCUCCAUGGCCUUCAAGAACAUCGCCUCCAAAGUGGCCAACGAGCUCAAGCUCUGAGCCAACGCCGCUGGGGCGCCCCCUGCUGCCGCCGGCGCCUCCCCAGCCCGCCCCAGCUCGGCCUCUGGGGUCCCCGGGGGCUGGGGAG